Molecule: messenger RNA, 1426 nt
Organism: Paramormyrops kingsleyae
Lineage: Eukaryota; Metazoa; Chordata; Actinopteri; Osteoglossiformes; Mormyridae
Product: homeobox protein Hox-C11a
Biological process (GO): anatomical structure development; regulation of transcription by RNA polymerase II
Cellular component (GO): nucleus
Molecular function (GO): RNA polymerase II cis-regulatory region sequence-specific DNA binding; DNA-binding transcription factor activity, RNA polymerase II-specific
Source: RefSeq, a predicted model, not a curated record
CUGCAGUUCGAAUCCAAAACAUCUAUCUAUAGUACCGAGAACGAGCGAACGAUGUUUAACUCGGUGAAUCUAGGCAACUUCUGCUCCCAAACGCGCAAAGACAGGACUUCUGAGUUUGGGGACAGGGCAGGGUGCGCCUCCAACCUCUAUCUCCCAAGCUGCACCUAUUAUGUGCCCGAAUUUUCUGCGGUCUCUUCGUUUCUACCACAGGCCCCGUCUCGGCAAAUCACCUAUCCUUAUUCCACAAAUCUGUCUCAAGUACAACCGGUUCGAGAGGUUUCCUACGGUUUGGACCCGUCCAGUAAAUGGCACCACAGAAGCAGUUAUGCAUCCUGCUACACAGGAGAGGACCUGAUGCACAGGGACUGUCUUCCGCCAUCCACCAUGACAGAAAUGCUUAUGAAAAACGAGAGUGUCUACAGCCAUCACCACCAUCACCAUCCUAGCGCCAACCAUUCAUCCACAGGUUUUUACUCGAGCGUGGGGAAAAACAACGUUCUUCCUCAAGGUUUUGAUCGCUUUUUCGAGAGUGCACAAUGCGCUGUAGACAACCAGCUAGAGAAUUGUUUACACAAAAGCGAGACGAGCAAGCUGGAAUCAGAGUCCCAGCCUUCGAACGCUAUCUCCGGCGCUACAGAACCGGAAAAGGACGCGGAGGAUGAGGAAGAAAAUACAAAUUCGGGAUCCUGCGGGUCUUCCUCAGGCACGAAGGAUGGAAACGCCAGCAAGAACAGCCAUUCGAUUCGAGGUACUCCACGCGCAAGGAAGAAGAGAUGUCCAUACACCAAGUUUCAGAUCCGGGAAUUGGAGCGGGAAUUUUUCUUCAACGUUUAUAUUAACAAGGAGAAACGUCUGCAGCUUUCCCGAAUGCUGAACCUGACAGACCGACAGGUCAAAAUCUGGUUUCAGAAUCGCAGAAUGAAAGAAAAGAAAUUAAGCCGAGAUCGUUUGCAAUAUUUUUCUGGCAAUCCUCUAUUGUGAACAGCAAGUAUUAUCUUUAACUAAGCAUCAGUAUUAUGAUUGAAAUUAUAAAAUCGACUUUUUACUGAAGGGAAGAUAAGGUUCAUACAGUUAAAAUGUAUAACGCGGCAACAUAAAUUUGUUGGACUUUGAAGACUGUGUUUUCUGAGGUAAUUUGCGCAAUAUUAUGCUCUCAAAAAUAAGAACCAGCGAAAGACUUUUUUCAGAUUCUGAAAGACUCUUCAAAACAGAUGCUAAAGCAUUCUAAAUUUUAGUUUUCGUAUUGGAAGGUUGCAAAUUUAUGAAAACGAUGUAGGGGCUCUUAAACUCCUAAAUGUUUAUCAGCAGGCCCUAUACCUUCUUUUGUUUUUCAUUUCGCAUGCAUCGUAUAUUAUUUGUAAAAUAUGUAAUAUUCACGAAACACGAUUCACGAACUUUAUAUUUUAUAAUAUACGCUUAAUUGUUC